Elgaria multicarinata webbii is the source of this 2250-nucleotide messenger RNA. It is a transcript of the gene CCDC91, whose product is annotated as coiled-coil domain containing 91. The transcript is spliced from 13 exons. The record is from RefSeq and is a predicted model, not a curated record. Gene Ontology annotation, biological process: Golgi to lysosome transport. Gene Ontology annotation, cellular component: trans-Golgi network. The coding region runs from base 56 to 1408 and encodes 450 amino acids. Lineage: Eukaryota; Metazoa; Chordata; Lepidosauria; Squamata; Anguidae.
CAGGGCAGGGGGCGGGGCGCUGGGACGAGACGCUGGUCAAGGUAUUUCCUGGGAAAUGGAUGACGAUGACUUUGGAGGAUUUGAGGCAGCAGAAACUUUUAAGGAUGGAAAUGGUGAACCACAGACUACUUCUCCUGCUAUUCCUUGGGCAGCAUUUCCCACAGUAUCUGAAAUUCACGUACCUCAAACAGUUUCUGCUGAGGUUCUCCAGGAGCAUUCUGCCACUUCUUCAAGUGAUGAUGUACUGACAGAUGGUCAACCCUCAACCAGCCCCUUAAAUUUAGCUUAUCUUAAAGAGCAGGCUCCAUUAUCAAUUGAUCCUUUAGAAGUACCAGUUUCGUCUUUAUGCCUUACGGAAGAUUCAGAAACAGUAAUUGAUGAUGGUGGUGGUGAUGAUGAUGAUGAUGAUGAUGAUGAUGAUGAUGAAAAACUAGGAUUGAAUGAAUCAAAGAAACAUCUUCAACAAACAUUUUCAAGUCUAGAAAUUAAACUUAAAGCAGCUGAUGAAGAAAAACGUAGAAUAAAAAAGGAGUUAGAAGAUUUGUUGGAAAAAUAUAGGAUUCUGGAAAUAGAUUUCCUGAAAGAAAAGGAUGAAAAAUUAAUUUCACACCAGGAUAGAUACAACAAGCUUGAGGAGAAGCAUAAACUUGAAUUGGAAGACUUGAGAAGAGCUGGUCAUGAUGCCUUGGCUAUUAUUGUGGAAGAAUUCAAGGCUUUACUGCAAUCUGUAGUUCAGCAACGCGAAGAAGCCAUUGAAAAACAGUAUGCAUCUGCAAUUGAAAAGCAGGCACAUAAGUGUGAAGAAAUGCUUGUUGCUCAGCAUCAAAGGCUGCUUGAUAUGUUGGAUAACGAGCGCAAAGUGUUAGAAGAAAAAACAGAAGAAUCUUUGUUGCAGCAGUCACAAGUCUAUAAGGAAAUGCUGGAAAAAUGUAUGGAGCAGGAAAGGGAAAGCAGCAGGGAGGCUUUGGCAGCUGCUGCAAAGAUUGAAAAACAAGACAUGCAAGCUGCUAUUAUAACAGCAAUAAAAGCAGAAAGGGGAAAUAUGAAAAAGCUUCAUGAAGCAGAAAAGGAAUUAUGGCAAGCAGAGCAAAAUAAAGAGCAUGAGAAGAUUGCUCAAGCAAUUGAAGAUGCAAUGCAAGAACAAAGACAAAGCAGUCAGCUUAUUGUAAAAGCAGCAAUCGGAGAAGAACAACAGAAAAGUGAGAAAGCUGUAGAAGCAGCUGUAAAGCAAACAAGAGAAGAAUUGCUGGAGUAUAUCAAGGAACAGAAAAGACUUGAUCAAGUUAUCCGCCAACGUAGCCUAUCGAGUUUGGAACUUUUCCUCUCUUGCGCGCAAAAACAACUGAACUCUUUAUUACAUGAAGAACCUACAACAACAGAUGCUGAAGAAAAGAAACUGUCCCUUUAAGCUGUCAGUAUAUAUGAAGAUAUUAAUCUAAAUGCUGAAGAUUAUCUAUUUUAAGACACUGGGAACUGGGUUAUAAUCAGGUGGCAUCAUUUGUUUUAGAUUUUGAUUUUUAAUACGCUGUUGUCACCUAUAAAACUAAUUGCUAUGUGAAAUCUAGUCAAAUAAUGUACUCAAAGAUAAUGAAAUUUACAAUGAUAUCCUGUUUCUACAUAGUUGCAGCAAUGACUGAACAAGGCAGUGAUCGUCGACUCCAAAUUGAACAAUAUAAGUAUCAAAUUCCUUGAGGGGAAGCUCCUUGUAAAUGUUCAUUUAUAACCCUAAACAUAUUUAACACAAUGUUGUAUGGAUGUACAUACUUUUUGUACCAAACCAAGAGCUCAUUAUUUAUUAUUUAUUCCCAAACGCUGUGUUACACUCAGUGGAAUUAUUAUUUUUUACUUAGAAAGUUUCAUCACUUUCAGAAGCAACUUGUCAUAAGAUACAAGGCCCUGAUAUUUGAGAAAAUCCAUGCCCCAAAGCUUCCCUGAGUGUACGGAACUAGUACUGCGCUUCUGUGGAUCUCGACCACUGACAUUCAAAAACAUUAACAGCAGAACCCUAUGCAUCUUUAUUUGGUUGUAAGUCCUAUUGUGUUCAGUGUGGCUUACUCCUUAUUUAGGAUUGCAGACCUUAGUUUAGGCUGUGAAAGUUACGUGAAGGUGAAAGUUUUCACUAAGCAAUUUGACAAUGGUGAAAACUUCUCAAAGGGUCCCAAGUUCUCAAAACAAUUGUAUCAGCAAAAGCCACAGGAUUGGUUCCUUACUGAAAAACAAAGUCAAAUAAAUGAGAAAGUCUUUGAAAUU